Tinamus guttatus (white-throated tinamou) is the source of this 585-nucleotide messenger RNA. The record is from RefSeq and is a predicted model, not a curated record. Lineage: Eukaryota; Metazoa; Chordata; Aves; Tinamiformes; Tinamidae.
GAGUGCAGGAUCCUCAACAUGAAAAGAUCAUUACUGUGACUACUAAUGGAAGUAUUCACAGCCCCAAGUUCCCACACACGUACCCGCGCAACACCGUGCUAGUGUGGAGAUUAGUGGCAGUAGAGGAAAACGUAUGGAUACAGCUUACUUUUGAUGAAAGAUUUGGGCUUGAAGACCCAGAAGAUGACAUUUGCAAGUAUGACUUUGUAGAGGUUGAAGAGCCAAGUGACGGCACCGUUUUAGGGCGCUGGUGUGGUUCCAGUACUGUGCCAAGCAGACAAAUCUCUAAAGGAAACCAAAUCAGAAUAAGAUUUGUGUCUGAUGAAUAUUUUCCUUCUGAACCUGGAUUCUGCAUCCAUUAUACGCUUCUUGUGCCACACCACACAGAAGCACCCAGCCCGUCCUUGCUUCCCCCGUCAGCCCUGCCAUUAGAUGUGUUAAACAACGCCGUGGCGGGGUUCAGUACCGUGGAAGAACUCAUCCGGUACCUGGAACCGGAGCGGUGGCAGCUGGACUUGGAAGAUCUGUACAGGCCGACAUGGCAGCUUCUUGGAAAGGCAUAUAUUCAUGGGAGAAAAUCAAGAG